UCUUCCAGCCCGGCUUUCAGUCUGGAGAAAAACACAGAUGAGGCUUCUGGAAAAGCAGUCAAACCUGGAGACUUGAUUGAGAUCUGCCGUGGUCUCUACAAUCACUGGGCUGUUUACAUCGGAAAUGGAGACGUGGUUCACUUUGGUGCAUUAAAUGCUCAGUCAGGUUCCAGCAAUAUGACAGGAGACGGCAUCGUGAUGAAAGAGAAGCUUCAGGAUGUGGUGGGAAAGGACAGAUGGAGAGUCAACAACAUCUUGGAUAAAAAGUGCAAGCCAAUUUCACCAGAUGAGAUCGUGAAGAAAGCCUGUUCACGUGUCGGAGCUUCACUGAAGUACAAUCUCAAAGAGUACAAAUGUGAACACUUCGCCACUGAGAUGCGCUACGGCAAAGCUGAGUCUCGUCAGGUGCAAACGGUGCAAAACCUUGGUGCUGCAGCUGUUGGUGGUGGCCUCUUGGAUCUUGGUACUUCAGUGAUUGCUGGACCCAAACAUGGAGAAUCAAACUAUUAAUCCUGAAUGACAACCGUCAUGAAGUCAUGAAUCUGAAUGAUCACAGCAUUAUCAGCAAUCUAUUACUGUCUUUUUUGAUCUGAAAACAAACUUUUCUACUUAACAAACUUUUUCUAUUGGAUCUAUUUUUUCACACAUAUUUUUCAAACUCAUUGCAGAAAUAAUAAAAUGCUUUGCCUAAAAAAACAGAAACAAACUUAAGUCACGUUUAAUUCUUUAAUUGUGAUAAUUAACUAAUGUCGAGUUUGAUUUGAUUUAUUGAUUAAAAAGGAGAAGGAAGAAGCAAACGUAUAUAGUAUCACCCCUACUCAGUUAGUUCAUUUGAUAGUUUUCUGAUCAUAUCAAAUGCAGAUUUUUAUUUCAAUACAAUCAAUCAAGGGUUCAUUGAACACAUUAUCAAUACUUUGUAAUUCUGUUUCUUCUCUAUAAAAACUUUGUGACUAAACAAAUUUGUUCUAUUUUAUCUUCAUCUGAUUAUUCCCUUUUAUAAGAAAUAAAGUUCAUUUGCUGUGAAUCUG
Messenger RNA from Oryzias melastigma (Indian medaka), 1028 nucleotides. RefSeq names its product phospholipase A and acyltransferase 3. Gene Ontology annotation, biological process: N-acylphosphatidylethanolamine metabolic process. Gene Ontology annotation, cellular component: cytoplasm. Gene Ontology annotation, molecular function: A2-type glycerophospholipase activity; glycerophospholipid phospholipase A1 activity. The record is from RefSeq and is a predicted model, not a curated record. Lineage: Eukaryota; Metazoa; Chordata; Actinopteri; Beloniformes; Adrianichthyidae.